CACUUCUCCAUGCAGAUGCUCCACAUCGCUGACAGGAAUGUGACCUGGAGUCUCCUUCAGCGCAGCUGCUCGUUGAUCCGGAGCCACAUGAUUGAAACGCAUGGUGACAAUUUCAGGCCUCCGCCUCUCCGAAUCUCCCGAGCAGUCAGGAGGAGCCACAGUGCCCCUCUGGUCCUCCUCUGGUCCCCCUCUGGUCCCCCCGCGUCCAACCUCUACCAGGAUUAACUUCACUUCAGCUUGAGGACCAGCAGAUAUGGACAGGAAAAGCUCUGCAUGGGUCUGGCUGCUGUUUCCUCUGGUGGGCGCCGGCGUGGCAGAGACCACGGACCCUUGGACACACCUGGAAAGCAUCGCGGGGAGGUUGGUUUUCUAUCAGAUGGAGGGGAACGCUACCCGAGUGAGGAACACUGGAGAACUGGCCUCGCGUGUUCCCACCAAGACCACGUUUGAACGCUUCGACCCCCAGAAGAAUUUCAGCACGGCAAAGUUCACCUACACGUGGGACUUGGGGGACGGACAGGUGAUCCGAGGGAGGGAGCCGGUGGUCCGCUAUCGCUACAGCGCCUCGGGGAACUACACACUGCGCCUCAAAGUGGGAGCGAACGUGACCACAUAUUCACCCGCCAUCGCCGACGUCUACUCCACCGAGGUCCAGGUCCUGGACGCCAUCAAAAGCAUCGAGCUGAAGGGGCCUUCAGACUACCAGGUGUCUAAGAACACAAGUUUGGCUUUUCAUGUCGAUGGAAGGUAUCUGAACAAAAAUGCGUCUCCUUUUGAAUUUGACGUCUUGGAAUUGAAUAUGCGUCACCAUGCUUCUCUCUCCCCUGUGUGUGUGUGUGUGUGUGUGUGCAGUCCUCCCAUGUGGGUGUGCUGGCGUUUCCUGACCGACUGCGUGGCGGACGAGGCGGCGAGCUGCACGCUGACCGCGCUGUACGGAAACACGCUGCGACUGAACCACACCUUCACCGCCGCGGGCGUCCACUGCGUCGACAUCAGCGUCCACAACGACGUCAGCAGGAUGCAGACCUCCUUCAGCCUCUACGUCCGCAACAAUAACACCCACUUGAUCUUCAUCCUGUCGUGCGCUGCCGUUCUUCUAGCGACCUUCUCCUUCAUCGCGGUCAUCGCCUGCCGCCCUCGUCACCGCCACGGAUCCCAGGUUGCAACGUGCAGCAACGCCGUAUUUCUGAAGAACCAAGACGCCGAAGGUCAAAGCGCGAUCGUCUUUAACUUCUCCGACGUGGCGAAGGGAGAGAAGGAGCCUCUCCUGACGCAGCACGGGACACAGUAGUGCUCUUAACCUCCACGCCGCCCUCCGUCCGGGCUCAUGGAGACGGGAGAAGAUGCAGUUAUGGCCCCGCGGAGCAAAUCCCAUCUCGCAUGAAGAAGAAUCAUUUCUGCACAACACAUUUUAAUAAAAUGCCUUUUUUGUGUUUAGGAGUGUGUGAUCAGUGAGCAGGUAGCUCACACACUUUCUCUAUUAUAGAUGAUCGAUGAGUCCCAGACCUUUGGCUGACAUUCCCAUCAACUCAUAAUAAAUGAAUAGCACAACUGCAAGUCAUGUUUAAACAAUGAGUGUUCUUUUACGGAUGCUGUGAUCUGAUUAUUUAUUUAUGUGUUUUUCUAUGUUUAACGACGAUGAUGAUGCAACUGAUAUAAACAUGUCAAUCAAACUGAAACUAAUGCCAACUACUUUAGCAAGAAUUAAAAAAAGACAAAGCACAACAACACAUUAUUUUUUGUUUGUCUUUCAAUGCUUAAUACUCAUGUUUGGCUUGAAACAUGUCCACAGGGCGUUGCAUUGUGGGAGAAUAGUACGCGUUGACAGCGCAUUCACAAACGGAAGGUGUUUGGUAGACACGCUGUUUUCUUGUUAAACAUUCAAUGCACUAAAACACCCGCUGUGUGAUGAGAAGUCAAGAGAUCGACAAUCUUUUAAGAUUCAUCCUCUGGAUGCACAUUUCAUCGCAUUGCAACCAAACGUUGGUGGAAUAUUUCAGCCUGGACCAAAGUGUUGGAGCAUUGGAGCACACACGGUGCACCAUCCAUCCUUCCGUCAGCGAUGUCUCGACAUUGUCGACCGUGAGUCUCCUGACGAAUGAGUCGCUGUGGGAUCGAAGUCUGCAGCCUUUCACAGCUUUUAAGGCACACGGAUCUAAACUAUUUUUCAUUCACACACGUCAACUGAAGGAAAACAUUUGUGUACUCUCUUAUUAGAAAUGAUUGUUAUAUAUAUGUAAUAAUAUUGUUAUUAUUGUUAUUUGAAUUACGAAAGAAUAGCUGCAAUUUAAUCUGCAUGAUUGAAGCUUAAAGCUCAGAGAUGAUGUGAGCAACCGGUGCCUAUUCAAGCAUUCAGCGGAUCUGAGGCUACAUGGUUGAUAUGACAGUAUUCUUUAGUCCGGCUGUGCUGAUAUGAUGCUCGUCAAAUCAUUUUGUCUCAGCUUUUCAGCUGGUUGUCAUGGUAAAUAUUCUAUGUACUUUACAACGCCUCUUUGUCAUCAUUUUCUUCUUUCAUUUUACAUUUGUAGCACGCGAAAAUAAACCCAACAACCAAGCAACCUUUCUUCAAUACACUGUCAGUAUGUAAAACAAGCAAUAAAAUUAUGAACAGAAA
Messenger RNA from Gasterosteus aculeatus aculeatus (three-spined stickleback), 2614 nucleotides. The record is from RefSeq and is a predicted model, not a curated record. Lineage: Eukaryota; Metazoa; Chordata; Actinopteri; Perciformes; Gasterosteidae.